Messenger RNA from Larimichthys crocea (large yellow croaker), 2792 nucleotides. Its product is annotated as zinc finger protein 502. Gene Ontology annotation, biological process: regulation of transcription by RNA polymerase II. The coding region runs from base 127 to 2496 and encodes 789 amino acids. Lineage: Eukaryota; Metazoa; Chordata; Actinopteri; Sciaenidae. Gene Ontology annotation, molecular function: DNA-binding transcription factor activity, RNA polymerase II-specific; RNA polymerase II cis-regulatory region sequence-specific DNA binding. The record is from RefSeq and is a predicted model, not a curated record. The transcript has 4 exons.
GAGGAGGCAGCAGCAGCAGAAGAAGAAGGAGCGCGGGAAGGAGGAGCUCCAGACGCUCCGCCCAGCGGGAGGAGCGUCACGCCGACGCCGCUCUUCGCUGCUCACCGCCCGGCUGUUGUUGUGAAGAUGUCCACGAUACAAACGCUGAGAGCUUUCGUGAACCAGCGGCUGGCCGCGGCCGUGGAGGAGAUCUUCGGGCUGCUGGAGACAACCAUCUCAAAGUACGAAGAAGAGAUUGAACGUCAGCGCGGGCUGCUGAAGGACGCUGACGGCCACACACACACAGCAGAUGUACAAAAACUGAUAGUGAGAAAAGAGGACCAGCAAGAGUGGAGGAACAGUCUGUACCCAGAGGACAUUAAAGAGGAACAGGAGGAACUGUGGAGCAAUCAGCAGGGAGAGCAGCUUCAAGUACUGGAGGAGGAUGAUAUCACCAAGUUUCCAUUCACCGCUGUCUCUGUGAAGAUUGAAGACGACAAUGAAGAUAAAACUCAGUCCUUCCAGCUUCAUCAAAGACAAAGUGAGGAGAGCAUAGAGGCAGAGCCUCCAUCCAGCAGCUCAGCUCAGCACAUGGAGACAGAGACCGACAGCACUCAUCAGCUGCAGUCUUUGUACUGUUGUGAAUCAGAGACUGAGGAUAGUAAUGACGAGUGGAAGGACACCAGAGAACAGGAGAAAAAUGAGAAUGCUCUAAAUCAUAGUAAAUCCCACACCCGUGAGAGGCCGUUUAGUUGCACAGUUUGUGAUAAGAAAUUUGGUUGCAAAGGAAAUUUGCACGCCCACAUGAGAAGCCAUACCGGGGAGAAGCCUUUCACCUGCACAGUGUGUAACAAAAGCUUCAGCGCAAAGGUCAAUCUGAAGACUCAUAUGAGAAGUCAUACCGGGGAGAAACCGUUCAGCUGCUCAGUGUGUAACAAAAGUUUUAGUCAGAAGAAGACGUUAGUCAUACACUUGAGAAGUCAUACAGGUGAAAGGCCGUUUAGCUGCUCAUUCUGUGGGAAACGCUUUAGUGAGAAGGGAACUUUGAAGAGACACAUCAGAGUGCAUACAGGAGAGAAACCAUACAGUUGCAGUGUUUGUGGACGGAAUUUUAGUUUGCUGUCACAUGUGAAAAGCCACAAGUGUGCUGGUAUAAGCAGUAACAAGAACAUGUCGAGGGCGGCCGUGCUGAGGGUGGCGGUGACGGACUGUCUGUCGGCGGCUGCUGAACACAUCUGUGCGCUGCUGGAGAGAACCGUGGCGGAGUACGAACAACAGCUGUGUGGUCUGAAGCGGGACAACGAGCGGCAGCGCAGACUGCUGGACGCGGUUCUGAAGCCCGAGGUCCGCUUACACAGAACAGAACUGUGUGAUGUUCAGCAGGAGCCAGAGCCCGCACUCAUUAAAGAAGAACUGGAGCAACCGUGGAGCAGUCAGGAGAGAGAGCACCUCCAUGGACCUGUCCCUUUGAAGGAUGAGGAAGAUGAAGAAGCUGGCAGCUCAGCUCAACACAUGGAGACAGAGUGUAAUGGAGAGAACAGUGGAGGAUCAGGACCAACCAGGAGCCUUGAUCCAGAUAGUCAUCAACCAGCUAAUGAUGAUGAGACUCUGGAUUCUUCUAAACAAGCUGAUUGGAAACAGAGCAGGGAGCCUCAGCCAGAUUUAACCACUGUGAUACUAAAGCAGCAGCAGACCCAGACAUGGCAUGGCAUGUCUGCCAGUCAACUAGCUGGUGAUGACAGGACGUCAGACUUCUCUGAGGCUGAGGCUGAAAACAGUUAUGACUGGAAGGAGACGAGGAAACCUGACAAUGGUGUUUCUGAUAGAGAUGGAGAAUGUAACGCUGCCACCAAGUCUCCUACCUGCUCUGAAUGUGGUAAAACACUGAACACAAAUGAAUGUGUGAACGGUCGAGACAAACCAUUUGCCUGCUCAGUUUGUGUUGAGAGGUCCACACUGAGAGCUCAGCUAGUCCCACUGAGGAGAACGCAGUCAGGAACAACAAGCUUCAUAUGUCCAAUCUGUAAGAAACGUUUUAGCUACAAAGGAGACGCAGUGAAGCACAUCAGGAUUCACACAGGGGAGAAACCCUACAGUUGUUCCAUUUGUGGUAGAAGAUUCACACAGAGCACAUGUUUGGGCACACACAUGAGAACCCACACAGGAGAGAAGCCACAUGGCUGCUCCGUCUGUCCUAGACGCUUCAUCCGGAGCGGAAUGCUGGCCAGGCACAUGCGAGUUCAUACAGGAGAGAAGCCUUACAGCUGCUCAGUGUGUAACAUGAGCUUCUCUCUGAGUCAGUCACUGUUGAAACACAUGAGGCUCCACACCGGAGAGAAACCAUUCAGCUGCUCCAUUUGUGAUAAAAGAUUUACACAAAAAGGACAUCUGACACAGCACAUGACGCUCCACACGGGCGAGAAGUCCUUCAGCUGCAAUGUUUGUGGCAAAAAAUUUACCAGACAGGCGCGUGUGAAAAAACACAAGUGUGUCAGUGAAAGCAGCAGCAGUAAAUGAAACUGCAGAAAUGUUUGAUUCCUUCCUGUUUGUGCCAGAUGGAUGAAGUGAUGCAGGACAAUGCUUGGCCACCCAUUACCAAUAAACAGUUGCAGACAUCAGCAAACAGCGUGAUGUGACUGAGAGCUGGAGAGGACCAGCAGCAGUGACAAACAAAGGCAGAUGAAAUGAUCUGCAAUGCUUUUAUAUUUUUUAAUAUUAUUAUUAUUAGGGAUGCACCGAAAUGAACAUUUUUGGCCGAAACCGAAUAAAAAUUAAAUGGUUGGCCGAAUACCGAAACCGAAUAUGAAAUUUUU